AUGAGUCGGCCGAGCGGCUGGAGCAGAGUGGCAACAAACUUUUUCAAGUUUUUGAAGAAAGAUUGGUCUGAAAAGGUCUAUGUGGGUAAAGAUACUCAGGGUAUCUCCUAUUAUGAGCUUCAUGGCACAAGAAAGAACGUUUCCAGAGGAUUUGAGCCACCGUUUGACAAUUUAAACUCAAAGCCAGGUGUCGAAUGGUUAUCAUGGAUCAAAGGAACGCGAAGGUUUCCACCGAAUGAGCAGGAAUUGCUCUCGAAUGAAAGUCGACAACAAGCGCAAUUGGAACAAAACGAUGCCAUGGAAAAAUUCUCCCCUAAAGUUGGAUCAACAGGACCGCCUGCAGGUGGGCCAACUGCAGGACCUAAAAUUUACCCACAAUAUGACGAUUUCGAGAAAGCACCCGGUUACAAUCCAGAUAAAAUCAAAGACAAGUCC
Molecule: messenger RNA, 435 nt
Organism: Mesorhabditis belari
Lineage: Eukaryota; Metazoa; Nematoda; Chromadorea; Rhabditida; Rhabditidae
Source: the annotation of a GenBank genome assembly